AUGGCUUCUUACGCCCCAGGCCAUGCGGCCUCGCAAACCAAACACCACGAAUGGCGCACCGCUGAAAACAGCGCCGCCCACCUGCUCCCGCACCUGGACACUCUGGCACGCACCAAACCAAACCUCAAGCUCCUCGACGUCGGCGCAGGCUCCGGCACCAUCUCCGCCGGCCUAGCCGCCCACAUCCCGCACGGCACCGUCCUCGCAACCGACAUCUCCGACGACAUCCUAACCCGCGCGGCCGCCCACGCCACCAGCCUCGGCAUCACCAACAUUUCCUUCCAGCGCGCAUCGCUGCCCAACCUACCUUUCCCCGACGGCACCUUCGACGUCGUCCAUGCCCACCAGGUCCUCACCCACCUGUCUGACCCGGCAGGCGCGGUGCGCGAGCUGGUGAGGAUGUGCGCGCCCGGUGGGGUGGUUGCGCUGCGCGAGGUGGACAUGCACAUGUGGUGUUUCUGGCCGGCGGUGGAUGCGCUGCAGAAGUUCCAGGGGUUGAUGGCGGACGUGUUGGUGGCGAAUGGAGGGCAGGAUGAGGCCGGACGGAGGUUGGUGUCGUAUGCGUUGGCCGCGGGCGUGGAGAGGAAACAGGUGGAGGCUGGAUUUGGGACGUGGUGUUAUAGUGCGCCGGAGGAUCGUAAGGCGUGGGGCGGAUCCAUGAUUGAAAGACUCAAGACGAGCCAGAUGAGGAGUAAAGGCAUCGAGUUAGGUAUUGUUACGGAAGAAGGCGUCGGGGAGAUGAUAAAGGCGUGGGAACAAUGGAUUGAGAAUGAUGAGGCAACCUUAGGGAUUAUGAACGGCGAGGUGAUUAUUAAGAAGUAG
Dichotomopilus funicola is the source of this 822-nucleotide messenger RNA. RefSeq names its product S-adenosyl-L-methionine-dependent methyltransferase. Gene Ontology annotation, molecular function: sterol 24-C-methyltransferase activity. Gene Ontology annotation, biological process: sterol biosynthetic process. Bases 1 to 822 code for a protein of 273 amino acids. The record is from RefSeq and is a predicted model, not a curated record. The transcript has 2 exons. Lineage: Eukaryota; Fungi; Ascomycota; Sordariomycetes; Sordariales; Chaetomiaceae. Gene Ontology annotation, cellular component: endoplasmic reticulum.